Messenger RNA from Lactuca virosa, 528 nucleotides. Lineage: Eukaryota; Viridiplantae; Streptophyta; Magnoliopsida; Asterales; Asteraceae. The record is from the annotation of a GenBank genome assembly.
AUGUAUGGAAGCGAGAAACAAGUAACCAUUUAUGUGACAACAUAUAAUAACCUCGGCUCCAAUAACCACACUAACAAUUUGUGCGCCAACAGAGAUGAACCACACGAUGAGUAUGAUGCAGACCUUUGUCCUAGUGAAGAAAGCUAUCACAGUCAUCUCAGUUCCGAUAAUGAAGACGAUCUAAUGAAUGAUGAUGAUGAAGUUUACUCAUUUAGUAAGAAUAGUAUAAGCAUGGAAGUCGACUCAAAAUUUAAAAAUGUGGUUGAUUGUAGGAGAGCUUUGAACCACUUUGCAGUGACAAAUGAGUUUAACUAUUACAUUAAAAAAAGUGACCCGACACGAUUCACAGCAAGGUGUGAAAACCUAGAGUACGAGUGGAGAAUUCAUGCGUCUAUUUCACAAGAUGAAGUUACCUUUGAAAUAAGCGUUAAGAAAAUGGUAAAAGUACAUACUUGCACUCGCAACAACAAGGGUGGCAAUAAGCGUGCCACUCAAGGAUGGUUGUCACUUAAAAGGAAAGUCCAAUAG